CUUGUGAUAGUCAUAAGAUCUAGCCAAGGAGAUUAAGGGAACAGAAACUCCACUAACUGCUGCACUAAAGAAAAUCUGCAAUCAUUGAACGUGAGCCAGGAAGUGUGGAUGACUAGCAAUGCCACGGCCUGACUCAUCACAUAACCUGGGGGCAUACAGCAGCUCAGGCAGAGGCUAUGCAUACAAAGUGCUAAGUGUGGAAGAGACAGCUGGCAUAGCUAUUCUUGCUAUCAUCAUUGCUGUAGUAUUUGUCAUUGGUUGCUGGUACUAUAAAAAACGAAGUGGCUAUAAAAUCCUCAAGAACCAACAUUUCAGCUCUGCUGCUAUCAGGUCUUUUCUUGGGGGAUCCAAUGAGAAUGCAGAAUGUAAGGUGCCAUUACAAGACUACAGUACAAUAAACUCUGCAGUACCUGGUGCCCCACCAGCCUACGAGAAAAUAUCAUCUCCGCCUCCACCAUAUAGCCCAUGAACCACAGAGUUAGACCACGGUCAUCUAACAAAUGCCAGAACUCAAAAGAAUAAAUGUCUUCACUCAUUUACUUUGCUUACAGACCCAUUAGCAGUAAAGAUCUGUGCCUGCUCCGAUCCCCUUAGUAGAUCCCCAUUGUCUUUUUUUCUGUUGAAUUGGUGCUGGUGCAGGAUAUAAUCCAGUGCACUGAUUGAUAAUUUGAUUCAUUCAUUUGCAUCACUCGAGAAAGCAAAAAACGUUUUACCUACUCUUAGAAUUAUCUAUAUAAACCAGGAUGCCUUUUGACUUCACCCUUAUAAGGCAUUCUUGUAGUGGGAACUGAAAUAGAUAAUUCUGAAUAUGUAAACAUUUUUUUCUUUUUUAGUUUAUGAAAAUAACAUCACUUGUCAUCUUAAUGAGAUUGGGGUGUGCAAUUAGUCAGCAUCGUUCUUCUUUCAACAACUUCAAUGCCCUGUACACUUUGAGAAUGUAUAGUAUCACUGACACUCAAAAUAUUCCCUAAAAUGACAGGGAUCCAGUGGUGUAACUACUGGGGGAGAAGGGGGUGCAAUUGGACCAGGGCCCGCCCCCCGGCAAAUCUUGCAAUGCUGCAGCCACUAAGAAAAUCAGCACAGAGGGGGGUGGGGGCGGCUGCACGGCCCGUACCUGGGCCUGGACCCGCCACCACCUAGUUACGUUACUGCAGGGAUCUGUAAUGGUAAAGUUAGAAGACACUGAUCAUUACUGGUAACUGGCUGCUUAAACACUGGUACAGUAAGUUUACAAUAUAAAGUACAGCAUUUCUAGCCUAAUCUUAUUUGGGCUUUAAACAUUUACUACAUUGCCAUUUGCAUAAUUUUUCACUCUGCGAUUUUCAUCACAAUAAACACCUUGUUAAAUGUU
Xenopus laevis (African clawed frog) is the source of this 1351-nucleotide messenger RNA. RefSeq names its product melan-A L homeolog (gene mlana.L). Lineage: Eukaryota; Metazoa; Chordata; Amphibia; Anura; Pipidae. Gene Ontology annotation, cellular component: melanosome. Bases 119 to 469 code for a protein of 116 amino acids. The transcript is spliced from 5 exons. The record is from RefSeq and is a predicted model, not a curated record.